AUCGGAGAAGUGUGGCUCAGUUUCUGCUUAUAAAUAACUCACCAACUCGACCAAGCUCCCCCAGCUUCAGCAGCUCUCUGAAGGAGGAAGAAGGGUUGAAGUUCGAAUCCCUCUUCGAAUCUCUGCUCUGCUUUUCUUCGUUCGCUUUCUUCUUCUUUCUCGAUUUUGUUGCGUGAAGCGUUGGAAAUGGCGGGGACUGGAGUGUUCGCAGAGAUCUUUGACGGUGAUGUUUACAAGUACUACUCGGAGGGAGAAUGGAAGGUGUCUUCUUCUGGGAAGUCCGUGGCGAUCAUCAAUCCUACCACCAGAAAGACGCAGUACAAGGUCCAAGCUUGUACUCAGGCCGAGGUCAACAAGAUCAUGGAAACGGCGAAAGCCGCCCAGAAGGCGUGGGCCAAGACUCCGCUGUGGAAGAGGGCAGAGCUGCUUCACAAGGCCGCAGCAAUCCUGAAGGAGCACAAGGGCCCCAUUGCCGAGUGCCUCGUCAAGGAGAUCGCAAAGCCAGCGAAGGACGCUGUCACUGAGGUUGUGAGGUCUGGAGAUUUGGUGUCUUACACAGCAGAAGAAGGUGUGAGAAUUCUGGGGGAGGGGAAGUUCCUUGUGUCUGAUAGCUUUCCUGGGAAUGAGAGGACCAAAUACUGCCUCACCUCUAAGAUUCCACUUGGGGUUGUAUUAGCAAUCCCACCUUUCAACUAUCCUGUUAACUUGGCAGUCUCAAAAAUUGCUCCUGCCCUGAUUGCUGGAAACUCUCUGGUUCUCAAGCCUCCAACUCAGGGUGCUGUUGCGGCUCUCCAUAUGGUUCAUUGUUUUCACUUGGCAGGUUUCCCCAAAGGUCUUAUCAGUUGUGUUACUGGGAAAGGUUCUGAGAUUGGUGACUUUCUCACAAUGCAUCCUGGGGUGAAUUGUAUAAGCUUCACUGGUGGAGACACUGGAAUAGCAAUAUCAAAGAAAGCGGGCAUGGUUCCUCUUCAGAUGGAACUGGGGGGAAAAGAUGCAUGCAUUGUGCUUGAAGAUGCUGAUUUGGAUUUAGUUGCAGCAAACAUCAUAAAAGGAGGCUUCUCUUACAGUGGCCAAAGAUGCACAGCUGUCAAGGUUGUCUUGGUGAUGGAGUCAGUAGCUGAUGCUCUUGUCAACAAAGUCAAAGCAAGAGUAGCAAAACUGACUGUUGGAGCACCAGAGGAUGACUGUGAUAUUACACCAGUUGUCUCAGAAUCAUCUGCGAACUUCAUUGAAGGGUUGGUAAUGGAUGCCAAGCAGAAAGGAGCAACAUUUUGCCAAGAGUACAGGAGAGAAGGAAAUCUCAUCUGGCCCCUCUUGUUAGAUCAUGUCCGACCUGAUAUGAGGAUUGCAUGGGAGGAACCAUUUGGUCCUGUUUUGCCAGUCAUAAGGAUAAACUCUGUCGAGGAAGGAAUUCACCAUUGCAAUGCUAGCAAUUUUGGAUUGCAGGGUUGUGUCUUCACAAGAGAUAUCAAUAAGGCAGUUUUGAUUAGUGAUGCAAUGGAGACGGGAACAGUUCAAAUCAAUUCAGCCCCAGCUCGUGGGCCAGAUCAUUUUCCUUUCCAGGGUCUAAGAGAUAGUGGAAUUGGGUCACAAGGAGUCACAAACAGUAUUAACUUGAUGACCAAGGUCAAGAGCACAGUCAUCAACCUUCCAUCCCCUUCAUACACCAUGGGUUAAUAGGUUUUAUUAGAGAUCACCACUUCUAUUGUAGUUAAGUCCUUGAUGGGCAUCCUUUUCAUUGUUUUUUCUCUCUCCUUUUUCUUUUAUUGAUAUUAAGAGGAUUAAUGGAGAACCGCGUGGCUGCCUGGUUAGAAUCAUGGAGUAGCUAGUAGUUCUGAUAAUCUAUAUGUACGAGAAAUGAUUUUUCCAACUUUCUCAUCUCAGGCCAAACUUCUAGUUUUGGAAGUUUUGAGCAGUCUAAGAUGUAUCUGUUCUACUGCAUAAGGAGAAUAUAAUAUGGAAUGAUGAAUAUAAGCUAUUUUAAUUGAUCUAUGGUUUAUAUCA
This is a messenger RNA of Nelumbo nucifera (sacred lotus), 2004 nucleotides long. Its product is annotated as NADP-dependent glyceraldehyde-3-phosphate dehydrogenase-like. The record is from RefSeq and is a predicted model, not a curated record. NCBI's taxonomy places the organism in Eukaryota, Viridiplantae, Streptophyta, Magnoliopsida, Proteales, Nelumbonaceae. Gene Ontology annotation, molecular function: lactaldehyde dehydrogenase (NAD+) activity.